AUGAUUUACAGAGGCAGAAAUAGAUCUUCAAGGAGUAAUAUCAAAGGUCCUAACUCAGCACUGACCCAAUUUUUACAAGAGGAAGGUAUCAGUGCAGAAACAAUUAGACAAAGAUGGUUAGAACAACAACAGAAAUCUGCCAGCGCAAGCCCUGCUCCUGGUGAUGGUACUGCAAAUGCAGCUCAAGCUGAUAAGGUUGAAGAUGAACGUGAAAAAUCUGAAGCUCUUCCCAGCUCUGACGAAGAAAUAAUACUGGAAAAAUCUAGUAUAAAUUUGGAAAAGAGAAUGAAUUUAGUUCAAGAUGAUAGUGAUGAAGAAGAAUAUGAAGAUACAUCUUUGACUACGAUAUCAAGAAGUCCUUCUGUGGUAGCUCUAGACGAUGAACUUAGAAAGAAGAGGACAAGGGAAGUUCUGAAAACUAGACAAAGAAAGAGGAAAAGAGCAGCAAAAUUAUUGGACAGACGUACUACUAAAAUAGCUACUCUUCAAGAUAUGGCAAUAGCUAAGAUUAGUGAAAGUAUUACUUCAUGGGAACGAGAGAAAGAUCAGGGAGAGAAUACUGUCUUUGCCCAUUUGAGAGACGUUUUGGGGGGUAUUUCCAUUGAUAAUAUGAACAAUCUUGCCAAGACACUCUCCAAAAAUAGAGCAUUAGAUGAUAAAACGUUGCAACUUUUCUUGAAAACCGAUUUAACAGAUCUAGCGUUCCAUGAUUGUUCAAAAUUAUCAUUCGAAGGCUACAAAACUUUAGCGAUCUUUUCACCGCAUCUUACAAAAUUAUCUCUCCAGAUGUGUGGACAGUUAAAUAACGAGUCUUUGCUUUACAUUGCAGAGAAGUUACCGAAUUUAACAUCAUUAGAUCUUGAUGGACCAUUUUUAAUAAAUGAAGAUACCUGGGAUACAUUUUUUGUUGAAAUGAAAGGAAGAUUAAAGGCAUUCCGUAUUUCUAAUACUCAUAGAUUUAAUGAUAAGUCACUUGCCUCUUUAUUGGUAAAUUGUGGUGAGGAAUUGGUGUCCUUAGGUUUAUCAAGGUUAGAUUCAAUCUCUAAUUAUGCCUUAUUACCACAGUACCUAAAAAAUGAACAUUUCCAUAGUUUAUCAUUGGAAUAUCCGUUUAAUGAAGAUGAUAUAACGGAUGAAGUUGUGAUUAAUAUUCUGGGGCAAGUUGGGAAGAACUUAAAGACGUUGGUUUUGGAUGGUUGCCUUGAAUUGACGGAUUCGAUGAUAAUAAAUGGAAUGUGUGCAUUUCUUCAUGACGGAAAUAAUUGUUCCUUAUUGGAAACAUUAUCAUUAGCUGAACUCGAUCAAAUAACAAAUGACUCAUUGGUAUAUUUCUUCAGUGAAAUAUCUCUUCCGCACUUGGUUAAAUGCAGUUUGAAGAGAUGUCUUCAAGUAGGCGAUGCGGCUAUAAUUGAGCUGAUGUUAAACAAAGGUCAACAAUCUUUGAAAGAGUUAAGUCUCAAUUCAUUAAAGGAACUAACGUGCGAAGCAUUUAUUUCUUUAAGCUGUGAAAAUUUACAAAGCCUUGACCUUGGUUUUGUAAGAUGCGUUGAUGAUAAAGUAAUUGAAGAAAUUUCGAGCCGGAACCCCAAUUUAGAAUUGAUAGACGUUUUUGGAGAUAAUCUAGUAACAGAAAAGGCAAAAAUUAAACAACGUUUGGUUCUAAUUGGCAGACAAAGUGAUAGUAUAUAA
Naumovozyma dairenensis CBS 421 is the source of this 1689-nucleotide messenger RNA. It is a transcript of the gene RAD7, whose product is annotated as UV-damaged DNA-binding protein RAD7. The record is from RefSeq and is a predicted model, not a curated record. Gene Ontology annotation, biological process: SCF-dependent proteasomal ubiquitin-dependent protein catabolic process. The transcript has a single exon. Gene Ontology annotation, cellular component: SCF ubiquitin ligase complex. Lineage: Eukaryota; Fungi; Ascomycota; Saccharomycetes; Saccharomycetales; Saccharomycetaceae. Bases 1 to 1689 code for a protein of 562 amino acids.